CCCCCUUUAGCUCGCCCAUGCCUAAAUUUGUCUGGGUGAUGGGAUCACGUUACGAAUCACGUGGUCAAAUCCGUGUCUAAGCAGAAACAGCCAAGAAAAGGCAAAGGAACUUUUUCAAUUCUGUCUGGGGACUAGACAAGAGCAUGAUGAGCGCGUUUCGGUUAGAUCUCAGCCCUCUGAAAGAGCCCCUGGGAUUUAUACGUGUCCUGGAAUGGAUAUUUGCUAUUUUUGCUUUUGCUACAACUGGGGGUUAUUCUGGCUCCACCAGUUUCAACAUCCAGUGCCAGUACAGUACCAGCAAAGAAAUAAAUGUGUCCUUCAGCUAUCCGUUUAGGCUCAAUACCCAGAGUUACAGUGUGCCAGACUGUGAAGUCAAUGGAACAGUUUCUAAAACCAAACAACUGACUGGAGAUUAUUCAUCUUCCGCUGAGUUCUUUGUAGCUAUUGGAGUUCUGGCUUUCCUGUACAGCACAGCUACUCUUGUGUUGUAUCUGGGUUACCAGCACAUCUACCGUGAAUCUCCUCGUGGCCCCAACAUUGAUCUACUGUUUACUGGGAUCUUUGCUUUUCUCUGGCUGGUGUGUUCAUCUGCAUGGGGAAAAGGCCUCACAGAUGUGAAAUUGUCAACCAGUCCAAAUACACUUGUGUCUCUAAAUGACAUGUGUAAGAUUACAGGAAACAAGUGCACUGCUGGGCACAUCCCCUUAAUGGGCCGCCUCAAUUCCUCAGUGAUCUUUGGAUUCCUCAACCUUAUCCUGUGGGGAGGCAAUUGCUGGUUUCUUUACAAGGAGACACCAUUACACAAUUCAGCCAAUCAGCAAGCGGGAGCAGGACAGUCAUAAUUAAACAGCAGGUCACAUCCACAUUCAUCACGCAAGUGUUGUUUCAGGCUUAAAGUGGUGCUAAAUAGCACCCGGUCGAUUGAUGUUAUGAAUCUACCUGACUUGACCUGUGUCACAAAUCCGCCAAAGGUCCUCGUCUAUAGAAUAUCUCCAUUAUAUUCAGAUAUGGUCAAAUUUAGAUGUGCAUUUUAGACACUACAGCAAAGCUGUAAACUAGAAAAGGUACAAGAGCACCUUAGCAAAUAAACUGUUUGUAUGAAGUAAAUUGUAUCAUUAAAAAGUUACAUUUCCUCUCUUUACUGCUACUGUCAUGUUUCUCAUAGUCUCUCGUAGCCAGACCUUCAGACUGAAUGUCUGGAAUUCAUGGCAGCUUUCUUUGGCCAAGACCCGCCCAUGAGGCCGUUUGACCAACAUGUCAAACAACCAAUCACAGUUCGUUUCGUUCAGCGUCACG
This is a messenger RNA of Cyprinus carpio (common carp), 1296 nucleotides long. Its product is annotated as synaptophysin-like protein 1. The record is from RefSeq and is a predicted model, not a curated record. Gene Ontology annotation, cellular component: synaptic vesicle membrane; synaptic vesicle. Lineage: Eukaryota; Metazoa; Chordata; Actinopteri; Cypriniformes; Cyprinidae.